Macrosiphum euphorbiae (potato aphid) is the source of this 639-nucleotide messenger RNA. The record is from the annotation of a GenBank genome assembly. NCBI's taxonomy places the organism in Eukaryota, Metazoa, Arthropoda, Insecta, Hemiptera, Aphididae.
AUGGCACAAGUUUUCAAGCUAUUCUGUUUUUCAAUUUCUGUACUACUUUUUUUACAGUUGGCAGAUGCAGCUUCCUCUAAAGAAUCUCCUAGUACAGGCAAGGAGUCAAACGACCAAGAUGGAGAAGAACAAAAACCAACUUUUUUAAAAACAAUUGAUAAAGUCAAAGAUAGUAGGCCUGUAAAAAUAGCAAAAGAGAUAUCAAGUGCUGCAGGAGAACAUUUGGGUAAAUUUGGGAAGGACUUCGCAUCUGCGCUAAAAGUUGAAGAAGAAAAGCAAAAAAAUGUGGAUGAUGAAAAUUCGUUCGUUCCAAAAGUCAUUCAAAAUAAUGUAGUUCUACCUGCAAAGGUACUUGCCCAAACAAGUAUCAAUGCUCUCCGAGAACCUGUAGGAAACAUAUUAUCUAGUGUCCAAAACGAAUUUACUAAUGAAUUAGCUAAGUCAGAAAAGGAUGAAGAUUAUGUUCCGAUAAUUGGAACUUUUACACAAAGAGCAAAUAAACCGGUUGCUUUAUUGAAAGCCUCGAAAAAUAUUGUAGGAAAAACAUUCGGUAGCAUAUUUGGAAAAGCGUCAUCGCUUUGGAGUUCGACUAGUUCGGGUAAAAAAAAUAAAGCUGAGAAACCUGAAAAAGAAGACUAA